AUGCUCGAUGAAGGGGAUGGGGAAUGUGUGGAUCUUCGCCAUUCGUGGAAUACUUUCAUGGUUCCCCGCAGUAGGAAGAAGGCCGGGACUAUAGGCGGUGCUGGCUAUGGGAAGUACACACUCCUUCGCCGCUGCCGUGUAGUGGGAACGGAGGCGGACGAUCAGCCGCUCUUUUUUCUUUCCCUUAUUAGCCCAAAUCGUGAAUUACUUAGCACGACAGCACACCUGUUUAUUCAGUUUAACGCCCAGUUCCGUGACUGUGUAGAAGAGUGCGAAAACAAAAUAACGGCGUUGCGCGUCCUUCAUGAACAGCAGCUUGCAGAUCUGGUGGAGGCAGCAAACCGGGACACCAAAGACAUGGUGGUGGGUUCAGAGUUAACGCAGAUAUUUGUCCUGAAGCAUCAGAGAGAGCUAGAGGAACUGCAGCAGGAAUGCCGCGUAACCGAGCGAUCUCUUGAGCUGGAGCUGCGACAGGGAUUACUCGCCUUGCUGAAAACAUCGGCACCCGAUGCCCUGACAGCGCUCGCAAGGGAGAAACUACGCGUAGGUGUUGAUCAAGGUACCCGUAUUACAAAUAUUGCAUACUUUGUCCCUUUACCAGUUCCUGUGCGCACCGUGGAGUUGCCAAAUCUUAUGCGAUAUGAGACGGUUGGAGUUCGCACGAAGGAUGUUUCACUGCGACCUGUGGUUGUAGACGUGUCACCGAUAUCAUUUCUGCAGUCGUGUCUCACUUCGCUGUGCUCUGAGGAACAUGACGCAGCGCCUGCUGUGACGGAGCAUCUUCUUCGUUUGUCACAGCAGACUCACGCCGUGUUGUUGCUCAUUGGCUCGCAGGCGGAGGCGGAAUCACUUUUGUCGACGGCAUCUGCGGAACUUUUGCUGAACGACUCUUAUUAUUCUGGGGAAUCUCUACGUUUUGCCCCAUUAAGGCGACAUCGCCACUUGAAAUUUAUGCUUUCCACACGAUUUUGGGGGGCCAAUAUCAUUUUGCUUUGGACGCCGCCUAAAGGAGAGGGGCCUUCGUCAGGAUGGCCGUUCGUCGUGGAGGAUGCGCUUAAUUUGGCCUUUUCGUGGAAUGCUGACAUGUUUUCUGUGGCUUCUAUGACGUCGUCUACGUUUUGGCACAGUACAUCUUUUAAGGGUUCUACUGAACAGUCACAGGAGGUUGCCAUGGCGGUCCUGCAUCAGUUACAGCGUGGUGUGACUCGACUUGCUCAUGAAGCUGCGGGGACCAAAGUGUCCACAACAUGGGGGAUGCCAGAGGCAACUGAGACACAAACGUCACCGCAACCGCAGCGAUGGGAGGACGGUUACGCCACCAACUUUCCCGCCUCAGUGGGGAUGCCGCAACUGAAGUUCAAUACAAAUGUCGCCAUUCGUGCCUUCUUUCCGCUUUCCGUUUUUCAGACAGAAGGAGAGGAGCUAUGCUCGUCGCGCGGGGGCGCUCUUCAUGACGCGGCUUUUUUUUCUAAUUUUGCUGUUUGUGGUGAUGAUACAAAUGUGAGAGGAGGUCAGCAGAGGCGUGACAUCUCUCUGACGUCAGUUUCAAGUGAUGAAAGUUUUUCAAGUGACUUGGUGACGUCACGUGAAGGCGGUUGUCCCCCACAGCAGCCAAUGUCGUUCAAGAAGUUGCUGGUGUACACAUUUGGCAAAACAGUUGUGGUUCAUUGA
Molecule: messenger RNA, 1671 nt
Organism: Trypanosoma rangeli
Lineage: Eukaryota; Euglenozoa; Kinetoplastea; Trypanosomatida; Trypanosomatidae
Exons: 1
Coding region: 1-1671 (556 amino acids)
Source: RefSeq, a predicted model, not a curated record